GUACUAGGACACGCUCAAACAAGAAUUCCACCCGACCUUAGUAUUCCCAUUAAAACAGUAAAACGGCGCAGUAAUCGUGGGCUAGGUAUUUUACCCACAAUAUCUGCCAGAGCCAUAUUUUUUCACCGCCGCUUUUAUCGCGCCAGCAUUAUUAGUGUCCAAGUGAAGUGUUUCGAGAGGCUCAGUGCUAAUAUCGCGUUAUCGAAUGAUGAUUGGUGUAUAACAUAGAAUCGGAACGUUAUGUGGGCGGUGGAACCGCCGCAUGUGAAUGGACCGCUCUCGGAUCGAUAGAGCUCAGUGCGCAGGCCCGCCUUAACAGAACACAGCUGGUGGCUUCGCAUCCUUCCUCCAACACUUCCACGAACUCAACCGCGUCUCAGUGCCUGUUGUGAAAAUUAAAGUGCCUGGCAGAUUGAGGAUAUGUUCGCGACCUCUUGGCGGCUCUAAACGAUGUGAUGAGCCGCCAGCGGCCGGCUCUGUGGGCGCUGGCGCUGCUCUGCACGCUGGCGCCCUCGCAUGCCGAUGGAAACAUAGGUUGCUUAUUCAGCUCAACCUUGUGCAUAGAGGGUGCGGAGUGGUGCUAUGACGAUUUCGCCUUCGGGAAGUGUAUACCGAUCUACGAGAGCGAAGUGGAUGAGGGCGCGCUCUACCAAUAUGACAUGAGCUCUGAGCAGCUGCAAUGGUUCGAGGAGGAGCUGCAGCGGCUAGCGUCGCGCGGCUACCGCUGGGAGCACGCGUACACGCAGUGCGUGCUGCAGGCGAUGCUGUACACGUUACGCCAGGACCUAGACCCAACAAAGAUCAAUCCAAAAAUAUGCGACCAUUUCGUGGACCCCAAACUAAGUUCCGAUGUCGCUGAAACUACCGAAGAAGAUAAUGAACCGGAUGAACAGGAGGCCUACAUUCGUUUUACACCUAACUCUAAAAUUGACUCUAACUAUGCGAAUGAGGUAUAUAGCCCACCGUUAACCGAUGAAGAAGCUGCUGAACUCCUUAUCCCAAAAGGCCCCAUAAUAUCUGACGAAGACCAAGCAAUUUUAGCUGAAGAAACCCCAAGUGAUAAAUUACGUGAUCUUAUGCUAAUGAGUGGAGACGAAGAGUCUCCUGUAAUUCUACCUUUUGAAGGUUUCCGAGAAAGGAUUAGGGCUGCUCAAAAAGCUAGAGCCGCUGAUCCAGAAGCGUAUGCCAGCGCUAUUAUGGAUAAAAUAAAAAAGUCCUUACCUGUAGUCAACAGAGCUGAAGACAACGAAGGUUAUGACGAAGAGCGCCUAGGAGCUCAUUUUAGAAAGAUGAAAGUUAAAGCACCUCCGUUCACGGCAGAGUACAUACUCGGAAAUAAUGUAUCGCCUCUUGAUGCAGAGGUGCUCUCAAACGCCCAAGAAAAGUACAAACAAAGCUUCGCUGAAAAGAAUUUCCCAUUUGAAUAUGAAAAUCCUAGCGAUUUACCAGAACCAAGAAUUUAUUUCGACGAUAUGGAAGAGGUACCCUAUGAUAUGGGUAGUGGAGAACUUGAAAAACUGGAAAGGUAACUUGGAGCUAAGGUAUUUCAUUUAAAAAAGGUUAAACGGUUAUAAGACUAAUGUUGAAUUUUUUACCUUAUCACAGAUCAAAAUACCCCGGAAUCUGUGGCGAAACAUUCUAAGAAUAUGGAGUACUUGGUGAAUUACUGGCGCCAAAUUGUUGAUUCCAAAUUAAAGCCACAAGGAGCUCUCUAUGCUGAAGGUGGUCCUCUAAAGGCUGAGGAUUUUCAAGGUGAAAAUUCAAAAUUUUACCCCGAGGACUUUCAAGAUUUACUAAGUAAAGAAUGGGGGUUUAUGCGUAGGGAACGAGAUGAUGUUAAAAAGCCUGGGCCUCGCCUGGACGCGAAAGUCCUAAAACAUUAUUUGCACCAGAAUAAGUCAGUGACAGGUCAAGGCACGCCUAGCGCACAAAAGUUUACCGGCGUCCAUGAUCAUAAUGACUACGAUUACGAUCCUUCUUAUGCGUAUGUUCUCUUCAAAAAUCGGUUGUUUAAUAAUUGGGAUGUCGGCGUCUCAUUUAUUAAAAAAAUAGAAGAAAAACUGGGAUUAGAGGAAAAGACUUUCACAAAUCCACGAGUGGACAAGGGAGAAGUUACAUUCAAAGUUGAAAAGAAUAGUAAGGGAUAUGAUGCAAGCACUGUAGCUAAGCGUAUCGAUGACAUCAAAGAUGAGUUACGACGUGAGACCGGUGUUAAAAUUUUAGCAACUGGCGUUGGAGACAGAAGUAAACGACCAAUAAUAGAGCAUUCAGAGUCUUCUGAGACUCAAAUAUUCGGCUUGGAGCUCCCGGUGCUGAUGGCCCUAGUGGGCAGCUUGUCCGUUCUUCUGGUGGGUGGCGUGGUGUUCGCUGUGCUGCUGAAACGAGACCUGAACGGGAAGAGGAAGAUGCAUGGUCUGUCCUCGGCUGCUGAGAUCGACGCUGAGGCGACUAGAGACUACCAAGAACUGUGUCGUGCGCGCAUGUCGGGCAAGUGGUCGGGCCAGCAGACCACUACCGCACCUCACCCUGCUGAUCCCCCGCAGCGCAUCACCUCGCUGUCACGGGAACCUGACGGCAACUCGCCAUCCACUCGGUCCAGCACUUCUUCGUGGAGUGAGGAACCAGCAUUGACUAACAUGGACAUAUCUACUGGACACAUGGUUUUGGCAUAUAUGGAAGACCACCUCCGCAACAAGGACCGCCUGGAGCAGGAAUGGCGCGCCCUCUGCGCAUACGAGGCUGAACCGUGCGCCACCAACGCCGCCUUGAAGGAGGAGAACACUGGCAAGAACCGAUACGCUGACGUCUUACCUUACGACCACUCCAGGGUCACGCUCAACAAGCUUUCAAACCAUCUCGGCUCGGAUUACAUCAACGCUUCGACUAUCACGGACCACGACCCUCGCAACCCAGCCUAUAUCGCCGCCGCGGGUCCUCUAGCUCACACGGCGCCGGACUUCUGGCAGAUGGUUUGGGAGCAGGGCAGCGUGGUAAUGGUGAUGCUGACUAGGCUGACUGAGAAUGGACAACAGCUAUGUCACCGAUACUGGCCCGAAGAAGGCUCCGAGCUCUACCAUAUCUAUGAGGUCCAUCUAGUGAGCGAGCACAUCUGGUGUGAUGACUACUUAGUCCGGAGCUUCUACCUGAAAAAUCAGCGUACUGGCGAGACCCGUACUGUCACCCAGUUCCACUUCCUCUCCUGGCCCGAAAAUGGUGUGCCAGCAUCUACCAAAGCGUUGCUUGAGUUCCGAAGGAAAGUUAACAAAUCCUACAGAGGGAGAUCUUGUCCUAUCGUGGUUCACUGCAGUGACGGAGCCGGCCGCUCGGGCACCUACUGCCUCAUCGACAUGGUACUCAACCGCAUGGCCAAGGGCGCAAAGGAGAUCGACAUCGCAGCGACGCUCGAGCACAUCCGAGACCAGAGGCCGCGGACUGUCGCCACCAAGCAGCAGUUCGAAUUUGUGCUGAUGGCAGUUGCUGAAGAGGUGCACGCGAUACUGAAAGCUCUACCGGCCCAACUCCAACAAAUGCAAGAAAAGAAGGACAAGGAAAAGGACAAAGAUAAAGAAAAGGAAGGCUCCGAGAAAGAGAAGCCUAACUGAACACUUUGCUAUUCGUCGUUGUUGCGUUAUUACUACCGAUCACUGUAUUUGUGUGUUUCCAAUUCCAGGCUGAGAAUUUCGCUGUUUCGUCUAUUUAUUGUCUCCGUUCAUUUAUUUAUUGUGUAAGCAAAAUAUCUAUCCGAAAUUCUCAACCUUGACGACAAUAAAGCAAUCUAAACUGGGCGCAAUUUCAAAAUGGACUUCUUGACUUAUUACAAAGGCCGCUUAGGUCAUAACUUAGUAUAUUUUAUUACUACAAACUUAGGAUAAAUAGCGUUAAUUGUAACUUCCCAUUGGUUUAAGUACAGUUGCCGAAAUAAACAUGUACCUACUUAACUGCUUACACAUACUUAUUCAUCUCUUUCUUAAUGCUACAGUACAAAAGGGUAUAGGUACAUGUUUAUGCCAGCCACAGUGCAGACGGACCUACUAAAAAGUCUUAAAACGUUACGUCAUCUAUUGUUGCCGUAUAUCUUGGCAUUUACCUAUUUUUUACAGCUUUUUAUCUGCGAGAGUAAAUAUUUUCAUAAGAAUAUGCAUACUUAAAUAAUUUUACGGCUCCUACCUUAUUAAUAUCUGUCCAAACUAUUUAUUUUAUCGAUAGAGGAAACUAUUUUAGAAUUAUAUGUUGUUAUAAUGUAACCUCCUUAUUUAAAUUAUGUAAUUGUAUGCCUAAUGCCUAUUAUAUAUUGAUAACUAUUACCUAAGUAUAAAAUCAUGUACUUAAUGUACUUAUUAUGUAUGUUAUCAUCGUCAUCAUGUUUUGCUGAAAAAAUAUAUUACGGUCAAUUGUUGGGGUGUCUAAAAUGUCCAAAUCUAAUUUGCAAGCAUUUAAUUCUUUAUUAUAGUUUUGUGAUGAAGACCCAUUCAUGUACAGUCAGCGAUAGAAGUAGCCACGCUGACACGGUAACUAAUAUGAUCUGCUCCAGCUCUUAUUCUCUUGAACAUAGGGAGUAAUGAAGAUCAUUUUGAGUUCUUUGUUCGAGUAGCUACUUGUGCCGCUGAGUGUACCAAUACCAACUCAUUGCGAACUUUUGCAUAAUCGUGGACGUCCAGCCCGUCCACGACAGCAUUUUGUUAUUUUAUAAUAAAAUGCCCGUAAGAGUUUCGAGAUGACCAACUGAUAGUAAAACUCGCUUAAUACGACUAUAUUUUACACGUACGUAAUACGUAAUAAUAGGUAAGUACGUACAAUUUUCCACCUGUUUUGAAGCGUGUUUAAUGUUUACUUUUAUUAUAAUAGUCUGAGUCUUCAGACGAUUUUCCGCUCCUAUUUUUAGUUCAACCUUUUAUAUCGUAUUAUGCGGGUUUAACCGUUCAUAAUGCAGUUUUGAACAGACUAUUGCAUAUUUGAUACGAAUGUUUGGAUAUCUUUAAUCAAAUGUUGAUCUUUGUCUUUAAAAAAAUACAAAAAAAUAUUUUUAUUCUACUAUGCAUGGGAUGCAUUAGCUGUGAAUCGAUCUAGUCUAUGAGUAACUGUAAUAUUUUAUCGUUAAAUUAAUCGCGUUGUCUAUGCUUUUUUAUUUUAUUAUGGAACGCGCAGGCUGCUCCGAGUACAAGCGAUGCUUUAGUUAGAAAUCAAAUUCGGGUUAAGAAACGUUGGGAGUUUCUGUUAGGUACUUCCAAUGAUAUUAUAACUCCAGAUAGGUUAAAGGCGUUCCAAAAUUUAAGCGCUUAGGUACCUUACACAAAAUGUGCAAGUUGCCUUUAGUCGCACCUAGGCAAGGGAGAAAUGUGCACCAGCUAACGAGCACCUGCCCACCGAAAGAGAAAGAGACAAGCUUAUGUUUAACAACGAGUGUCACAAAGAUUUAUGGUAUGCGAAAAUUAUCUAACAAAAACAGAUUCAUACGUAGUAGAUAAUUAAAUAAACUUGGGAGUAUUUUUUGUACUUCUUAUGUAUGAGUUUAACUUAAUCUAUAGUUAUAAUAUCAUUAGGUGCUUCAUGUCACGAAUGCAAGGGAACUUACCGAAAUCAGAUUAACUUCUAUAUAAAAUUAAAAAACAUAAACACGUUACCACUAUAAUGUAGCUGUUUAUUACCAAGCAAGUUAUUAUAAUGGCAGUUAUUUAUUACCAAGAGAACUACGGCCACGAACGGUACUUAUUAGUAGCCUCACAAAGGACUCCUGGGUGCCUAGCCAAGAUGCCAAUUGUUCGCUCCAUAGCGAACGAUACUCUAAUGUCUCUUUGUCGCACUAAUUAAGAAUGAUAGAGAGAGAUUACCGUAUAUAACUAUCGUACCGAGAGAGAUUACCGUAUUCGUACCGUAUCGCUACGGAGCGAACGAUUGGCAUCUUGGCUAGGCACCAUGAAGGGUCUAAAACAAAUUGCAAUAGACAGAUAAAACACUAACAUCGUUCGAUGCCUUCCUGAAUUGAAAAUAACUUACAUUACUCCCAUUUUAUUCUAGGUAAGCGUUUAGAGAUUUGUACCGGACAGCUGCAGUCCUAAUUUAAUUGUCAAUGGCUGCUAGAAGCAUUGUUUUUGGUUCUUUUGUUAAGUUUUAUCUAUAUCUGUUUAAAGUUGUAAACAUCCAAGCAAUUUUUACAAUUGCAUUGAACCAGAAGAGUGGACAUUUAAUGUCCUCGGCCGAAUCAUAUCUUGAACGAACGGAAUACCUGAUAAUGUUUAAUCAGAAAUAACGAGAUCAAAAUAAAUAUUUACAGAUCGUAGCUGAAACUAUAGAGAUCGUAAUACGUAUCUAUAUGCAUAAAGUUUAUGUAAGGUUAUAUUUAUUGAAAUGGAAAAUGUAAAAAAAAUAUUACCCACGAAAUUAAAAAUGUAGAAUUAGAUUUAGGGAAAAAUAUAUUUAACCGUAUUUCUGUAUGAAAUUAUAUGUAGUUUUUAUGUGGAUGAUUGAA
Molecule: messenger RNA, 6466 nt
Organism: Cydia pomonella (codling moth)
Lineage: Eukaryota; Metazoa; Arthropoda; Insecta; Lepidoptera; Tortricidae
Gene: IA-2
Product: receptor-type tyrosine-protein phosphatase N2
Exons: 22
Biological process (GO): protein dephosphorylation
Cellular component (GO): secretory granule
Molecular function (GO): protein tyrosine phosphatase activity
Source: RefSeq, a predicted model, not a curated record